This is a messenger RNA of Epinephelus fuscoguttatus (brown-marbled grouper), 4362 nucleotides long. It is a transcript of the gene kcnj3a, whose product is annotated as potassium inwardly rectifying channel subfamily J member 3a. Lineage: Eukaryota; Metazoa; Chordata; Actinopteri; Perciformes; Serranidae. Gene Ontology annotation, biological process: regulation of monoatomic ion transmembrane transport; potassium ion import across plasma membrane. The transcript has 3 exons. The coding region runs from base 873 to 2360 and encodes 495 amino acids. The record is from RefSeq and is a predicted model, not a curated record. Gene Ontology annotation, cellular component: plasma membrane. Gene Ontology annotation, molecular function: G-protein activated inward rectifier potassium channel activity.
AGUACCACUAGGCAACAGUGAGUGCAUCACUGGAAACGUGGAAGUGCGCAGGAGCCGCGCAGAGAAAUCGACGGGAAAGAAGGAUCUAAGCAGCCAAAAGAGCAUCUGGUGGAUCUCUACCGCUGAACCAUGAGAAUCCUGUCGACAUUUCUCUGAGAGAGGGGAAAAGGUGCCCGAAGAAAGAGCCUGGCAAUCAGCGUCGAUGCGCGCAGCCAAAAAUGACGACAGUGGGACAGUGAUUUUCUUCCACCAUCUCGUCAUUUUUUACAGUCAUAUGCUUGGAUGCAAUUCAUCUCCUAUGUCUACAGAUCACAAAGGAAGGACUGGAAACCGAAUAAUCUCAGACGCAAGUGCGCACAGAGACGUUUCAUCCUGGAAACCGUUUCCAGCGACUAAUUACGCAGAGAUAUUGGUGUUUUAUGGGCCGUUAAAGGAUUUUGAACUUUCGCAUGAGAACUUACUCUGUGAGUACAGUUUUGAACAGGUCGAUAUAGCCCCAACCUUCACGGGCGAUGAGUAAUCCACGACGCAGCAACUGAUAAACCUGUAAAACCUGGACUGCGACUGGCGCGUUUGGAUACCUUAUCCUGUGCGUCGCUUAUUAUUAUCAUUUUUUCAUAUGGCUUCUAUCCUCGGGGUUUGUAAACUACUCUUACAUUAUUGAUAUUUCAUGGCUGUAGAGUGUAGCAACAGUAGUGUGUGGCGAAAGAGGAUGGUGCAAGACUAACUGGGGCGAAGACAGCGCACUUUUAUCGCCUUAUUUCCAAAGAGGAGACAUUGCGCACGGGCAUUAACGACUGCAGCAACUACAACCCAGACUUUUUUUAUACCAUUGAAUCCUUUGUUAUUUCUUUCGCUGCUGUCAUCGUAGUAUGUCUGCACUUCGAAAGAAAUUUGGGGACGAUUAUCAGGUAGUGACCACCUCAUCUAGCGGGUCUGGAUUCAAUCAGCCUCCCCCAGAGAAAAAGAGGAAGAGGCAGCGGUUCGUGGACAAGAACGGGCGAUGUAACGUCCAGCAUGGGAACCUGGGUGGUGAAACCAGCAGAUACCUCUCAGAUUUAUUCACAACACUAGUAGAUUUGAAAUGGCGCUGGAAUCUAUUUAUUUUCAUCCUCACCUACACGGUCGCUUGGCUCUUCAUGGCCUCUAUGUGGUGGUUCAUCGCAUACAUCCGAGGAGACCUCAACAAAGCCCACAAUGACAAGUACACUCCAUGUGUGGCCAAUGUCUAUAACUUUCCCUCAGCCUUUCUCUUCUUCAUAGAGACCGAGGCCACUAUAGGAUAUGGUUACAGAUACAUCACAGACAAAUGCCCCGAGGGGAUCAUUCUCUUUCUUUUCCAGUCGAUCCUCGGAUCGAUCGUCGAUGCCUUUUUGAUCGGCUGCAUGUUCAUCAAGAUGUCUCAGCCCAAAAAGAGGGCCGAGACUUUGAUGUUCAGUGAACAUGCGGCGAUUUCUAUGCGAGAUGGGAAACUAACUCUCAUGUUCAGGGUCGGCAACCUGCGUAACAGCCAUAUGGUCUCUGCACAGAUCCGCUGCAAAUUACUGAAAUCUCGCCAGACGCCCGAGGGCGAGUUUCUUCCGCUGGAUCAGUUGGAGCUGGACGUGGGUUUCAGUACCGGGGCAGACCAGCUCUUUCUCGUCUCACCACUCACGAUCUGCCAUGUGAUUGACACCAAAAGCCCCUUCUACGACCUCUCCCAGAGGUCCAUGCAAACAGAGCAGUUUGAAAUUGUGGUGAUACUAGAAGGGAUAGUAGAGACGACAGGGAUGACCUGCCAAGCAAGGACAUCAUACACCGAGGACGAGGUCCUGUGGGGACACCGCUUCUUCCCAGUUAUCUCCUUGGAGGAAGGCUUCUUUAAGGUGGACUACUCUCAGUUCCAUGCCACAUUCGAGGUGCCCACCCCUCCAUACAGCGUGAAGGAGCAGGAGGAGGCCCUGCUCCUCUCCUCGCCCCUCAUGGCUCCGUCCCUGUGCAACAGCGGGGAGAAGAACAGCUCUCUGGACUGCCUGGAGACCCUGGAGGACAAUGACAGCACCACCAAGCUGCCCACCAAGCUCCAGAAGAUCACAGGGCGGGACGGCCUGCCCAAGAAGCUCCUGAGGAUGAGCUCCACCACCUCAGAGAUGACUUACAGCUUUGGAGACCUGCCCAUGAAGCUGCAGCGAAUCAGCUCUGUUCCUGGCGUCUCUGAUGAUAAGCAGGCCGGUAAGGUCAAGAUCAGCACAGAGCCCAUGAGUAAGUCAGUGGCGGACUUACCUCCCAAGCUGCAGCGACUGGCUGGGGGAGGAGGGGGUAGGAUGGACGGACACCUGCCACCCAAACUCAGAAAGAUGAAUUCAGAUCGCUUUACAUAGAGCAGGCAACAUAUUUUAACUUAUGCCAUCCACCUUUAUUUCCCUACCUGAAGCCCUUGUACUAUCCCUGAUUUAUUAAUGGACAAUAUUCUUAUAUUAAAAGAAAUGUAGAAUAUGUGCACAAAUACCUUAUAUAAAGUAGGGUGAUGGAAUUGAGCACAUUUGUCCCUGGAUGUAAGUGUACAUGCUAUGACGAAAGACCUCUGAUAUUUUUUUUUAGGAUGAUGUACAAUUAGCACAAUCUGGCAUGUAAGAAACAGCGCAUGUAGAACAGAAUCUCAAUAAUUUCCGGCAUGACAUUUAUUGAUAUAUUAUUUUACAAAAACAAUUUCAUUAGUGAAUUUACUGACAGUGAAAAAUUGCACAAAGCCAUAUGAUUUACGACGUGGAAAACCUACAUUACAUGGUUCUAAUUUGUGGUGACGAAAGGCACAUACAUUUGUUUUGAGUUGACUGCUUUUGUUGUUUAAUGUAAAAUUGUGGCAAUGUUAUGUUGAUUGCAUGCUCCUCUUAUUGACUUAGCUAUACAAAGGUAAUAGACAAAGAUGUUUAGCCUUAACUAUAUUACCUUGUUUCCAUUUUCAUGUUUGUUCACAGCUGGAUUUUUGGUAUUUCAUAUAGACUAUUUUACCAUGUGCGAUUUUAUGACUUUAUUAGUUGAUCAAUUACAGAAUAUGUUGCUAGAUGAUGCAUUUUUUCUUUUAAUUUGAAAAUGCAUUAUUUGCAUCAUAUGACCUGUCUGAACUGGGCACAGUUUUCACUUGCUUAUUAAAGUAACACUUAAGUUGAAAGAGUCAAUCAAUACUUUUACUUGAUAAGCACAAAAGCAAUCAUUAUAUAAUACCCUGUGAUAUUAGAAGGCAUUUAAGGGACAUAAAUUAACUGCUUAGGAUGGUAGUUCAGUACUGUGCAAUCAUUUUGUUUCAUUAUAUAACAGAAUCAACUUAACCUACAGUAGGCCUGUGUGGUCAUACAGAACACUUCAUUAGAAUUUCAACUUAGGUGUUACUGGUUAGAUUUAGAGGUGGGCCCGUAAGGAAAUCAUAACCUUUGUCUUAAGGGCCCAUAAUCUCCCUCCUCUGUGAUGAAAGCAAUAAUAUUAUAAUGACUAUAAUCUUUAUAUAGCCACAGGGUCUACCGCAGCCCCAUAUUCAUUCUGUUUACUGAAUCCAUGCCAUGAAAUCUGGUUUUCUCUAAAUGCAUCAAAGACAUUGUAUGAUACCCAAUCUCUUCAGGAAUAAAGAUCUAACAUAACUGUUUAGCAUCUUGCUACUUUGACUAGAUGUAACGCAUGCUUUACCCAUUUAAAUCAAUAAAAUGUUAUUAUUACGUAUUACAGGGGGUGGUCAAAAUGAUGGAAGAGCAACAACAUGCUUACCUCACUGUAAGAGAGCUGGCCUGUGCAUGUGCACCUACCACCGUAUAAUAAGUCUGAUCUUCGCCCAAAGCUAAGCAUAUUCAAAUCACUGUGCACAUAACAAUUUUGACUGUUCAGCUGAAAAGCGAUCUUCACCCACAAAAUGAUCAUUUGUACAUCAGUUACUCAUCUUGUGUUGCCUUGAAUUCAUGAUGAAAACAUCGUUUUUCUAGUGUGCCUCAACGAUGGUGGAAGAAUUGAAAAACUGAGAACGUUCUUGAUGAAUUGGAGUAAAAGGCGGCAGCGGAAACACACAGUACAUGAUAAGGCACACAAUUACUGGCACCCUUCUAUAAGGUAGCGUAUAAUAAAUGACGUGACAACACACAAAGACCUUGGAAGGAUGAUGUUUUUUUUUUUCUGCUGGCAGAAUUGGCGCGGUGUGGAUCAGUGUGGAUAAAUGAAAAAUGAAAAUGAGUUUUAUUAACGAGUUAUGUGACAUUGUGAGUGUAAUGAUAUUAUCCAAAAUCCUGUUGGUGACACAUUACAUUACUUCGCUACAUAAUAUAUUACAAAAAUAACACGUUACAAAAUUAACAUGGUACCCCCAACACUGCAAUUCAUACAGUAUAAGCCAAGUACUUC